Messenger RNA from Rattus norvegicus (Norway rat), 4104 nucleotides. The record is from RefSeq and is a predicted model, not a curated record. NCBI's taxonomy places the organism in Eukaryota, Metazoa, Chordata, Mammalia, Rodentia, Muridae.
UCAGACAGGUGUAGCCUGUGUGUGGAUGGGGGUGUCUACCCAAGGGAACCAAGAAUAUGGGUGUGGUCCUUGGGCAGGGCAGGCAGGCCUGGUAGUGGUGGGCAGCCUACCUGGUCAUCUGGUGGGUAUGGCCUGUGACUAGGCAGAGGGUGUCUGCCUGACAGAGCUGGGGCAAGGGAUGCAGGUGACUGGCUCACCUGAUUUGAUUUUCUAGCAGGUGUAGCCUAUGGUUUGGCAGCCCACAUCCUUUAUUUAAUAUUAAGUUUCGUAAUACUAAGUUUUGUUGUUUUCAUUUAUAUAUGAGUUCGUCUGUAUGUAUGCUCCAUGUGUGCUGGUGCCUGCAGAGGCCAGAGGAGGGCAUCAUAUCCCCUGGAGUUGGUAUUGAGGUGGUGGUGAAUGUCUGGCGUGGGUGAUGGGAACUGAACUCCAGUCCUCUGGAGGAGCAGGAAAUGCUCUUAAUCCUUGAGUGUCUCUCACCCCUCCAAUUGUUUAUCACUAAAAGAAAUGUUUAUGAGACGAGUGUUUGGUCAGCACGUGUGUCAGAGCAUCACUGGUGUGCCUGGCACCUGAGGGAUGUAGAAGGUGUGAGAGUCUCCUGGAAUGCAGUUUCAGACAGUUGUGAUCUGCCAUGUGGGUACUGGGAAUUGAACCCUGGUCCUCUGGAAGAGCAGUGAACAUUCUUAAGCCACCUCUCUGGUUCCCAUGGGAGGAGAAUAAUAUCUGCAGCAGUUAUAACAACAACAACAACAACAACAAUAAUGUGUCCUGGGUCAUUCUAGGUACUGGUAAUUCGUGUCUUUGUUGCUCGAUUUUUAGAUUUUUGUUGGUUGGGCAAGGUCUUGCCACAUAGCCAGGCUGACCUGGAACUUGUGGAUCCUGCUGUAGCCUGUCAGGUACUACUACACCACCACACCCAGCUGCUCUCCCUUUUUCCUGGCCAGUUUGGUUAGAGUUUUAUUGAUGUUACUGAUUUUUCUUAGGAGUCGCUUUGGUUCUGUUGCAUUUCUCCAUCUUUCCUGUUUGAGAUUGGUUUCUGCUUGUCCUAGGGCUUGCUCUGAGUUUUAAAAGCACUCAAGGUUAGGGUGGGAACUGGAGUGCGAAUGACCUAAGGUCAUUAACUGAAAACUAUUUAGCAUCUGGUGUGGUAUCUCAUUCAUGCCAUCCCUGCAUUUGGUAGCUUGAGGCAGGAGGAUCAUGAAUUUGAGGUUAGCCUAGGCUAGAUGAUGAGACCCUAUCUCAAAAAGUAAAUAAAGAAAAGGAGCAGGUGGUCUGAAACUCUCUUAAUUGCUUCUUUUUAAGGUUUAUUUAUUUCAUGUAUGCAAGUUCACUGUCAUUGUCUUCAGACACACCAGAAGAGGGCAUCGGAUCUCUUUACAGAUGGUUGUGAGCCACCAUGUGGUUGCUGGGAAUUGAACUCAGGACCUCUGGAAGAGCAGUCAGUGCUCUUAACCUCUGAGCCAUCUCUCCAGCCCCCUCUUAAUUGCUUUAGUUGCUCAUUGUUACUUAAUUGCUGGGAGCUGUUUUAAGGAUCCAGUCAAGGCCUCAAGCACACUAAGAAUUCUUUGUUCUGUUAGUGUUUUGUUACAGUGGCGAAUGCCUGAGAGAAACAAGUCAAAAGAGGAGAUUUAUGGUGGCCCCUGGUUUCAGUAAACGGCCCCUUGAUCCCAUCUUUUUAAAUCUAAGGUGACAUUGAACAUCUCCAGUGGGAUGCGUGUUACAGUCUGCUUAUCUCUUCUCACUUACUGGCAACCAGGAAGCAGGAAGACAGGAAGGGGCUGGAGACAAGGUUUAUCUCCUGGGGCGCGCCUUGGCAACCUGCUUCCUCUUAAGUCCCACCCCCUAUUUUUCACUAAGGCCACCAGGAAAGCCCACUGGGGAUUAAUCUGUAGAUGAAGGAGGGGCCCUCAUGAUUCACCCACUUGUCAGUGAUUGGAAGGGGGAGGGGAGUGCGUGGCGGGGGUGCGGCUGAGCCUUUGAUUCAGGAGCUCACCUCUUCCCAGACCUUGACAGACAGCCACAGGGCUAUAUGCCAAGCCGUUCGUGUUUUUCCUUUUUCCCUUGUAAUUUCCAUCUUUGCAGAAGUUCCUUAUUUCAUCAUUCAUAUUUGCCGUUUACAUUAAAGCUAGUGUGGGAGUCAUAGUUGCUUUAAAUUACUGACAGCCUCAGGAGUUGGGGGUUCUGGCUUCUGUUUUGUCUCUUGAUGGUAGGCUGUCUUCUUUAUUCUUUUCUUUGAGACAGGAUUUUUUUUGUGUAGACCAGGCUGGCCUUGAACUCAUAAGAGAGCUGCCUGCUUCUGCCUCCUGAGCAUGCAGCACCACCACCUGGCAGACGGGAUUCCUGCCUUUCUGUAUGUGCGUCUCUUCAUGGUGCAAAGCAGUUGUGCCUUUGUGCUUCUGUGCCUUUACCCCAACCCAGAAAAUGAUGGGGUCCCAGGUCAGGGAACCAGUGUGAGAAUUCUGCCAACUUCUAAGUACAUGCAUCCCGAUUACACAUUCUGGAACUGGAGAGACCAGAGGAUGAGUGUGGGGACCCAGUCGGACUUCAACCAAGCCGCCAUGAGUCAUCUGGCCUCUGGGUCCGUUUCAUUCACUGAUGUGACUGUGGACUUCUCCCAAGAGGAGUGGGAGCAGCUGGACCCCUCCCAGAGGAUUCUCUACAUGGAUGUGAUGUUGGAGAACUACAGCAACUUACUUUCAGUGGUGUGGAAGGCUGAUGACCAGGUGGAAAAGGACCCCAGAGAACCGGAUAAGCAGGCACCAUCACUUACAACCCCCAAGAACCAACCACCAACUGAAGAAAGAGGCAGUCUCUUUGGAAAGAGAUUGAAUCUGAACACAGACUUGGUUUCGUUACGACAAGUUCCCUAUAAGUACUAUUUAUAUGGGAAAACCUUGAUGUACAAUUCAGACCUGCUCAGCAGUAGGAGCUGUGUAGUAGAGAAAGGAGACGAGUGUGGUGGACUUGGGGAACCACUUCUGUACCUGAAACAAGAGAAGCCCCAUGCUGGGCUUCAGUACUCAGAAUAUAACGGAAAUGGAAGGUCUCUCAGCCAUACGGACGCCAUCUUUAAACAUCAGAAAAUUAAGAGCUUGGUUCAGCCUUUUGUCUGUAAUUACUGUGACAAGGCCUUCUCCUUCAAGUCCCUGCUUGUAAGUCACAAGAGGAUCCACACGGGAGAAAAGCCCUACGAGUGCAAUGUAUGCCAAAAAACCUUCUCCCAUAAGGCAAACCUCAUCAAGCACCAGAGGAUUCACACUGGAGAGAAACCCUUUGAGUGUCCCGAGUGCGGGAAAGCAUUUACCCACCAGUCAAACCUCAUCGUGCACCAGAGAGCACACAUGGCGAAGAAGCCCUAUGGAUGCAAUGAAUGUGGAAAGACAUUUGCUCAGAAGUUUGAGCUCACCACACACCAGAGAAUUCACACAGGAGAGCGGCCCUAUGAGUGUAACGAAUGCGCAAAAACCUUCUUUAAGAAAUCAAACCUCAUCAUACAUCAGAAAAUUCACACAGGGGAGAAACGCUACGAGUGCAGUGAGUGUGGGAAGUCGUUCAUCCAGAACUCCCAGCUCAUCAUCCACAGGAGAACGCACACUGGGGAGAAGCCCUAUGAGUGCACGGAGUGUGGCAAGACGUUCAGCCAGAGGUCAACGCUCAGGCUACACCUGAGAAUCCAUACGGGAGAGAAACCCUACGAGUGUGCAGAGUGUGGGAAAGCCUUCAGCAGGAAGUCUCGCCUCAGCGUCCACCAGAGGGUUCACAUGGGAUAGUCCUGAGGUCACAGGCAAACUGCUGCAGAAAACCAUCAAGCCAGAAUUCUGGUGAGGGGGAAGCCCUCAUGAAGAUACUGAAGGAACUUGGGAAAUUCUAUUUAGAUGUAAUCGAACUCAAAAACUGUAGAAAGGGUACCUAAGAAUAUUAUACUAAGGCCUGGAGAGAUGGCUCAGUGGUUAAGAGCUCUGGCUGCUCUUCCAGAGGCCCUGAGUUCAAAUCCCAAUAACCACAUGGUGGCUCACAACGAACUGUAAUGGGAUCCGAUGCCUUCUUCUGGUGUGUCUGAAGAGAGAGACUCAUAUACAUAAAAUAAAUAAUUCUUUUUACAAAAUA